Messenger RNA from Aspergillus eucalypticola CBS 122712, 1550 nucleotides. RefSeq names its product putative integral membrane protein PTH11-like. The record is from RefSeq and is a predicted model, not a curated record. The transcript has 6 exons. Bases 360 to 1532 code for a protein of 390 amino acids. Lineage: Eukaryota; Fungi; Ascomycota; Eurotiomycetes; Eurotiales; Aspergillaceae.
CUACUGGGCAUCGUCUGCUAGCUAGCUGGCUAGUUAGUUAUCUCACUGCCUGAAGGAUGAGUCGCUCAAUCUCCGAUACUUAGCGUGGGGCCAAAACCGCAAUUAGAGCGCCUCGUCUAUCCUUCGUGCUCCCUUGGCUGCAGCCAUCUCGCACAAACUGGGCUGACAGCCGACGGAAUGACCUGGUCAGGCUGUCAGCAUGAAGAAUUGAAGACACAGAGGACGAGGGGUCUGCCAGACCCACCGUAAGCAGGCCAGCACCUCCUACAAAACACAAUGGGAAGCACCUGCAGAAUUCUGCUGCUGAUGCGGCUGCUGCUGCAAUACAGCCCGAUGGUUAGAUGCUGUAGCCAUCCAAAAUGAGCUCUGCAGGAGCGAACUAUUCAGCGGCAUACCUGGCACAGUCGCGUGUGACCGAGGUGGCUGUGGCAUACUCGGUCCCUAUCCCCGUUGAGAUCCUGACUACAGUAUGGCGACUCUGGAUCAAACUGCGGCCAUCCUCGGAGCAUGGCUUGACCUUUGACGACUACGUGAUGAUCUGGGCUACGAUCAUUGGUGUUGGCGUCUGCGUCAGUGGAUUGGUUUACGGUCCUCCCUAUGGUUUUGGACGACAUGUCGCCGCCUUGCCAGACAAGGAAGUCGAAACAUUUAUGAUGGGCGACUACAUCUUCAGUCACUUCUACGAUGUUGCCAUCGCCAGCACAAAGCUCUCCGUGCUGGCAUUAUAUUAUCGCAUUUUCGUCACACCGAGAUUCCGACUGGUCGUUAUCCUAACCGUGGUAUGGGUGAUCCUAUGGCUCAUGACCAUGGAAAUUGUCCUAGGGCUGGAGUGCCGGCCGAUCGCAAAGUUCUGGAACUCGAGCGUUGAAGGGACAUGCUUCAACCUCGUUGCCUUCAGCUACUUCACCAACAUUGCGAACCUCGUCACCGACAUCUGGAUCUUCCUCCUCCCCCUACCCGUCAUCCUACGCCUCCAGAUCACAAAGAACAAGAAGAUUGGCCUCAGCCUGCUCUUCUCCGUCGGCUUAGCAACCUGCGCCAUCAGCGCAGCCCGACUAACCGUCGUCGUCACCCAAGGUUCCUCCGACUACACCUGGGCCGGCGUCCCCCUGGGCAUCCUCUCUGCCUGGGAACCCCUCGGCGGCAUCCUCUGCGCCAACCUCCCCGUAAUUUACAAGUCACUGGCUGCCGGAUUCCGCAGCAUAAAGGGCACACUCCUCACUCACGGCUCACGAAGCGCCCACGCCUCCUCCACCCAGCGCCAAACAAAGUCCAGCGCCCAUCACCAUCACAAUACCUGGCUCCAGCUGAAUAAUGGCAGCGGGGCCGGGAAUAGUUAUCGCUCUGAGAUCUUGGCUUUGAAAAGCAUGGACGAUGACGAUGAUGAUACGGAGAUGCAGCCCGUGCCGGGGAUGAAUACGAUUAUGGUUGAGAGGCAGUUUGAGCAGGAAGUGGUUGAUCGGCAUCAUGACCCUCACCAUAGUCAUCAUGAUGGGAGAGAGGGGGAUGAAGAGCCCUUGAGAGGGAAAUAGUGAUGCAUUUUAUCUUUG